This is a messenger RNA of Mytilus californianus (California mussel), 723 nucleotides long. RefSeq names its product serine-enriched protein-like. Lineage: Eukaryota; Metazoa; Mollusca; Bivalvia; Mytilida; Mytilidae. Gene Ontology annotation, molecular function: protein binding. The transcript has a single exon. The record is from RefSeq and is a predicted model, not a curated record. The coding region runs from base 1 to 723 and encodes 240 amino acids.
AUGGAUAGAUGUGAAUCCACUCUGGCUUUAAUGGACUUUGAACAAGUAGAACAGGAUGACUAUUCCUCAGGUUAUGAAUCCACACCAUCAGACACAGAGUCGUCUGCACCAACCCAGAAACCACAAUAUGACACACUGGUACCAACCAGCUACAACAGGGACCCAGUCAAGAUCAAAGAAAAGAUGAGUUACAGAAAUACACAAGCUUUGACAGAACAACUGAAGGUCAUCUCAUCCAUACCAGAACUUUGUGAUGUCACAUUUGAUGUUGGACCAGAACAUGUCAAAGUUCAUGGUGUCAAGGCCAUCUUGGGAACAAGAAGCAGGGUGCUGUACAAUCUUAUUUUAAAGAAACAAAAGGAAGCUGAAUUUCAGAGUAAAGCUGACAAAAAAGGAAAGCAAAAGAAAACCACAGUAAAAUCUGACAAAGUUACCAUCGUUGUGAAGAAGUAUGAACCAGAGGACUUCAGAAAGAUAAUACAGUUCAUACACAGUGGCUCUGUGGACAUCAACAGUUCAUGUGUAGCUGGACUUUUAUGUGGAGCAUCACAGUUUGGUCUGGAUGACCUUGAAAGAGCAUGCUGGGACUUUGUCAACUAUUCUGUUAAAUCAGGGACUAUCUCAAAGAUUAUACCGACUGCCAAGAGGUAUAGUCAUCAUAAAACUGGACAAAGACUCCUGGAGAAGUUUUUCAGUUAUACACAGCAACAUGUUGACUUGUAA